GGGAGAGAACGAGAGUGAUAGAAGGAAGAGAGGAAAGAGGGAAACGAGGGGAAGAUACGAUAUUUGGAGGCGCGUUAGGAUUCUUGGAUGCUUGUUUUGCUCCUUGAAGCCUGUGGACUUGUGAAAUGUGACUAUCAGAAAGAGGACCACAGUGUAUCGGGUGGAGCUGACUGGAACAUUUAAAUGCUCUAAUGCUGAGGACAAAAUAUCUGGUCUCCAUGUGAAGCUCUCCCAUGAUGCAACAUGUGCCUCCAGCACCAGCACUGACAAUGAUGGCCACACAGAGUGUCCCUCCACCGUCCUAUCAAGAGAGCCAACAGAUGACGGGCACCACGCAGCAGAACUCGAAGGCCCAGCAGGUCCACAUCUCAGCAUCAUCCACAGCCGGGGCCACUCCGGUCAGUGUGACCCUUGACCCACAGGCCCAGCUGGAGUCAGACAAACGGGCCGUUUACAGGCACCCCCUGUUCCCUCUGCUGGCUCUGCUGUUCGAGAAGUGUGAGCAGGCCACGCAGGGCUCCGAGUGCAUCACCUCGGCCAGCUUUGACGUGGACAUCGAAAACUUUGUGCACCAGCAGGAGCAGGACCACAAGCCUUUCUUCAGCGAGGACCCUGAACUGGACAACCUGAUGGUGAAGGCGAUUCAGGUGUUGCGGAUCCACCUGCUGGAGCUGGAGAAGGUGAAUGAGCUCUGUAAAGACUUCUGCAACCGCUACAUUACCUGUCUGAAGACGAAGAUGCACAGUGACAAUCUGCUACGCAAUGACCUGGGUGGGCCGUAUUCGCCAACACACACAAACUUACCGCAGGAUCUCCUGCAGAACUCCUCUCCCUCACUCGCUAACGUGUCCAGCUCGGUUAAUCCCUCAGGCAUCGUGGUCCCUGCCGGCUCUCUGCCUCAGAGCAACGUCACCAUGACUACCAUUAACUCACAGGUGGUGUCAGGUGGGACCCUGUAUCAGCCGGUUGCUAUGGUGACCUCUCAGGGGCAGGUGUUAACCCAGACUCUACCACAGGGGACCAUCCAGAUCCAGAACACACAGGUGAAUCUGGAUCUCUCCUCCCUCUUGGACAGCGAUGACAAGAAGUCGAAGAACAAGCGAGGCGUUCUCCCCAAACAUGCCACCAACAUCAUGCGCUCCUGGCUCUUCCAGCACCUCAUGCACCCGUACCCCACAGAAGAUGAGAAAAGACAGAUCGCUGCACAAACUAACCUCACCUUAUUGCAAGUGAACAACUGGUUUAUCAAUGCCCGCAGGCGUAUUCUGCAGCCCAUGCUCGACGCCAGUAACCCUGACCCUGCCCCAAAAGCCAAGAAGAUGAAGUCGCAGCACAGACCCACGCAGCGCUUCUGGCCAGACUCCAUCGUGGCUGGAGUGCUGCAGACGCACGGCCCGCACUCCGCCAACAACUCAGACAGCUCUUUGGGCAUGGACAGCCUGCAGCCGCUCUCCUCCGACUCGGCCACCCUGGCCAUGCAGCAGGCCAUGCUGGCCGGGGCCGACGACUCCAUGGACGGCACGGAAGACGAUGAGGAAGAAGAGGAAGAGGAGGAAGAAGGGAUGGAGGAGGAGGAAGAGGAAGACGAGGAGGAAGAAAGCGAGGGAGGGAGGCAGCUGUCUGGCAGAAGAGAUAUGCGCCUCGAUCACAGCGAGGCGCUGGAGUAACACACAGGAAAUGACAUCAGUGCCCUGACACACAGUCAUGGCACAUUAUUUAAACGAUGCCCCCAGAGGUUUCCACUGGACACUCAAGUGCUUUGGAAUAUCCAGUUGGACAGGGAGGUUCCCAUAAAAAGAAAUGGGCUGUGAAUUCCACACUGUAAACAUGAUUUGGUGUUAAAAUGGUAACACUUUACUGGAGGGCAGCAUUUAUAAGGCUACAUGACACCUACAUAAGCCUUUCAUGACAACUGACAUACACCUACAUAAACUCUGAUAAAGGCUUUUUCUAGCAGGCAUCAGUCAGAAGCUACUUUUGUCCAUUUUGUACAUCUUUUCACCUCAGAAACUGAUGCGUGUUGGAAUAAGCCUUUAUAAAGGUUAAUGUACUGUUGUGUGCUAAUGUUUGAACACAGCUGGUCAUCAUGUUUUGCUGACUUUCUAGAUAACGCAUCAUUUACAGGGAAGAAGCAAAAAAUGGCAUUUUCCUGCCAAUUGUAGUGUAUAAAUUCUAAAAAAAACGUCUAAGUUCAACAUAUUGGAGAAAAAGUAAAUAUAAAAUAU
Molecule: messenger RNA, 2225 nt
Organism: Colossoma macropomum (tambaqui)
Lineage: Eukaryota; Metazoa; Chordata; Actinopteri; Characiformes; Serrasalmidae
Gene: pknox2
Product: pbx/knotted 1 homeobox 2
Exons: 12
Coding region: 234-1667 (477 amino acids)
Biological process (GO): regulation of transcription by RNA polymerase II
Molecular function (GO): DNA-binding transcription factor activity, RNA polymerase II-specific; RNA polymerase II cis-regulatory region sequence-specific DNA binding
Source: RefSeq, a predicted model, not a curated record